Molecule: messenger RNA, 987 nt
Organism: Gastrolobium bilobum
Lineage: Eukaryota; Viridiplantae; Streptophyta; Magnoliopsida; Fabales; Fabaceae
Product: exosome complex component RRP41-like
Exons: 7
Coding region: 52-816 (254 amino acids)
Biological process (GO): U4 snRNA 3'-end processing; nuclear mRNA surveillance; poly(A)-dependent snoRNA 3'-end processing
Cellular component (GO): nuclear exosome (RNase complex); nucleolus; cytoplasmic exosome (RNase complex)
Source: RefSeq, a predicted model, not a curated record
GAAAGAAACCUGAGCAAGUGAAGCGAUAUACACUGGUGACCGCCGUUGGAAAUGGCCGGCAGAGGUGGAACGACUCCGGCGACGUACUCGCCAUCUCCGACGACCGAUAAAAAGAAAUCCUCACUUUUCAAUGAAGAUUGGGUCCGACCCGAUGGCCGCGGCUUCCACCAGUGCAGGCCUGCCUUUUUCAGGACUGGUGCUGUGAAUGCUGCGUCCGGAUCUGCUUAUGCAGAGUUUGGAAAUACCAAGGUCAUUGUAUCUGUAUUUGGGCCAAGAGAGAGCAAGAAGGCAAUGAUGUACAGUGAUAUUGGGCGUCUGAAUUGCAAUGUCAGCUUUACAACGUUUGCAACCCCAGUUCGUGGACAGGGUUCAGACCACAAAGACUACACUGCGAUGCUUCAUAAAGCUUUGGAGGGUGCAAUAAUAUUGGAAACUUUCCCAAAGACAACUGUAGAUGUUUUUGCAUUGGUGCUGGAAUCUGGCGGCAGUGAUCUUCCUGUUGUCAUAUCAUGUGCUAGCCUUGCCCUUGCAGAUGCUGGAAUAAUGAUGUAUGACCUUGUUGCCUCAGUUUCUGUGUCAUGUCUCAGUAAGAACCUUGUCAUUGAUCCUAUUAUGGAGGAGGAAAACUGCCAAGAUGGAAGCUUAAUGAUUACUUGCAUGCCUUCUCGCUAUGAAAUCACCCAACUCACAGUUACUGGGGAAUGGUCCAGCCCAAAGAUUAAUGAGGGAAUGCAGCUUUGCUUGGAUGCUUGUGCAAAGCUUGCGAAGAUUAUGAGGUCAUGUUUGAAAGAAGCUGCUUCAGAUUCACAGGAAUAGGAUGAAAGUUCUAAGUUUACAAUGGUCACAAGAUGUGCUGUUAAUUUUUUUUUCUUCUACUUCAACAUUGAGAGAGAAUUUUGUGUUGGAGGGACGUAGGGAGAGAUGCUGUGCAUGUCCUGCAAAUUUUGUGCUUAUGAGCUUGUCAAAUAUACUUUGAAAGUUAAUCUU